GUAACGUACAAGUGGCUGAGUAGGAAACUUGGAGUAAACGUGAAUGUUUCAAAAAAAAUGUUGUGCGAAUUUUGGAAAAAUUACAAGGGAAAUGUUGAUAUUUCUGUAACAUUUCUACUAAUGGGUCAGAUGUCAAAUGGCUCAAUACGAAUUGAAGUUGUCAGACAAUCUAAUCUGUCUUCCACAAAAAAAAAAUUUGUUAAAAUUAAUUGUGAACAUAUUUAUAGUUUACAAAGAACAGUAUCGGAUUUACAAAUUUUGGCAUUAGCGGAACAAAUAGAUGUCAGAUUUACCACAAUUAAAUGUAAAGAAAGUUUUAUUAAGCUUAACCAAAACCUAUUUAUUUCACAUUUGGGAGCAAAAUUCCAAGAAGAAAAUCACAUUAAUGUCGUAAAAACAGCAGAAUUAUUAACCGAAACGACAACAGAGAAGCAGAAUUUAAAUGCAUCGGAACAUAAGUUUGGGCCAACAACUGAAUCCUCACUAAGAUAUAAAAUUGAAGAAAAGGUUAAAAAAACUGCAAAAAAGAAAGAAAAGAAAAACAAAGGUUUAGAAAACUCUUCAAAAAAAAUCUUUGGAUCUUAUAAAGCGGGACAACAAAAUAUUUUUUUCAGGGCAGCGAAAGAGGAAAUUGUUAAAGAGAACAGUGGAAACUGCAUUGACGUUAAAUCUACUGCCUUUUUAGAAACUAAUAUACAACAAAGGGCUGAGAAAACAGAAAUAUUUUUUUCACUAGAUGAUAACACACUUAAAUUUAAUAAUGAAAGAGAAAUAGGAAACAAAACUAGCCAUCCAAGUACAUCUAAACGCCUACAUAAAACAGAAAUUAUAACUGAUAAAAAGGCAAAUCAUGCAGCAAUAAAGAAGCGGAAACGAAUUAUCUCUUCUUCUGAUUCUAAUACUGAUGAAUCGGUUUUAAGUGACUUUGAUGAUGAAACAAAUAAUGUAUUUCAAAAGAGUUCUGGCAGUGUAGAGAAAUUUAAAAAAUCAUCAAGUCCUCAAAGAAAUAAAGAAGAUAUACAAACAAAAGACCGAACAUUUCUUGACGAGGAUGGCUUUCUAGUUACACAGAAAAUUCCAGUUCAUGAAGAGGCUGCAAAACAGAAUUUAAUAAACACAGUUACAUCGCCAGAAACGCGUACAGAAAUAAAUGUUAAAAACAAUAAAACAAAACAGUCGACAUUGAUCAGUUUCUUGAAAAAGAAGUAAUUUUAUAUUUUUAUUCUUGUGAAAAUGAAGCAAUGUACAUGGUUUCCGCUGUAUUUUAUUUAAUGAAUGUACUUUUUCUGAAAGAAUUUCUGAAGAAUACGAAUUUUAGAGUUAGAAUUUACAUGGAUGCUUCCACAUAUAAUCGUGUCCCUUUAAGCUCACUGACUUGAAAUGAAGAAAGAUGUUCCAUCCUGUCAAUUAUUGGAAUUGAAAAUAAAAAUUUUUUCUUAUGACAAAA
Molecule: messenger RNA, 1447 nt
Organism: Belonocnema kinseyi
Lineage: Eukaryota; Metazoa; Arthropoda; Insecta; Hymenoptera; Cynipidae
Gene: PolD3
Exons: 1
Coding region: 58-1209 (383 amino acids)
Biological process (GO): DNA synthesis involved in UV-damage excision repair; DNA strand elongation involved in DNA replication; nucleotide-excision repair, DNA gap filling
Cellular component (GO): delta DNA polymerase complex; nucleus
Molecular function (GO): DNA-directed DNA polymerase activity
Source: RefSeq, a predicted model, not a curated record